Molecule: messenger RNA, 1776 nt
Organism: Exaiptasia diaphana
Lineage: Eukaryota; Metazoa; Cnidaria; Anthozoa; Actiniaria; Aiptasiidae
Exons: 15
Coding region: 138-1667 (509 amino acids)
Source: RefSeq, a predicted model, not a curated record
UUUGUCAAAAUGUCGGCCAUUCACAAUUUUUAUUUUCUUUCCGAGUUUUAAUCAUGUUCUGGUCUCCAAGUUGUUAUUGUUAAUUCAAUGUAUACUAUCAAUCUUCUAUCGGAAAGGUCUGCUUGAAGAAUUCUGUGAUGAAUCAAGGACGAAGCUCUGAAAAGAGUGCUUCGAGUCGUCUUGGUACUUCCAUCAAAUCGACUUCAACACCAAAUAGCUCUUAUUCAAAGAGGAAAGUUUGCUCAGAAAGCAAGAGGUCCAGCGCUAUAGAUAACGAAACUAGCUCAAAGACUUUUUUAUCCAGYARAGUCCAACAAGAUGAGUUGAAGAUACUUCAGAAUGAAAAUGAAGAGUUGAAAGCCGAACUGACAUAUAUAAAAUCGCUAUAUAAGCAACUCAUUGAAGAAGCACCAAAAGAAAAGUUUGAUGAAAGAAGAAUAAAUUUAUUGAAAUCUCAAGUUAUUCAGCUUGAGAGACAGGUAUCAUUGCAAUCAUGGGCUCUAAACGCAAGAACAGAUGUCCUUACAGAGAUAGAAGGUCAACUUCUUAACGUCAUUGAUCAUCUUAGAUCUAUACAGACUGCAAGUGACGUAACAUCCUAUAGUAAAUUAUCAGAUUUGUUGUCAACUGUCGAGGGCAUUAGACAUUACUUGUUCAAGACUGUAGAGAUAACCAAUCCAGAACUUCUCACACUGCCAUCUCUCUUCAUGGGAAAAUUCCUAAAGACAAAAAGAAGCAGCCACAGUCAUCCAGAAAUAACUUUAUUGGAUAUAUGUAGUGGUAAACUAGAACAUCUCAAUAUCAAGCAAGUUGSUAAACUAGAGUCCAAGUUAAGUAAACUGUAUAAACAUCUGGUCCUACUGGAGCAAACUAUACAUUGUUCAAAUAAGACUUCUGAYGAUUCUACCCCAGUCCUACUUGAAAAUAGUAAGCACAUUGGCCAGCCAAUCAGAUCUCACCUUCACUCAUCACUAGAAUCAACAACUGAAAUCCUUCAUGAUUGUUGUGAAGAUCUUCUGUCGUUGUCAGUACUAUUGCCAUCUGCUCCUUGGCCUCCACUGUCAAAACCAAUCAAUAAAGGUCUGACAUUAGAAGAUAUCAUGGCUCACAUGCCACCAAAUUUAAGCAAGAAAAAAGAAGAAGAGAUUCGUGCAGUAAUUGAAAGUCUGAUGAAAGCUGUUAACUACAACCAACACAUGUAUUCUAUAGAAAUCAAGAAACUAAAAGAAGAAUUAUUGUACCACCAAAAGGUUUACCAGUUACAGCUGGAUUAUACCACCUCCCUUAUCUCAUCUGUCAGAGAUGCAUAUUCWGAAUUUGAAAAAAGUACAAUUGAAAUGCUCUGUGAUCCCUUGGACAUAAUUCUUGAGAAGUAUGAAGCACUGAAGUCAACAGCUUCAGAAGAAGAUCUGAGGCAAUUCCUCACAUCAUUCAAGGGGAAUGCAGACAAGAUUUCAAAUGCAGUUGAAUGCCUACAAACACAUUGUAAUAAUGCAGGAAGCACUGCUCUUUCUGAAUAUGGCCAACACUUUCUGAACUCAUUAAAUGUUCUAACUAAAGAAUGUGGGACCAAAAGAGAUGACCUCAUGAAGGCACUGUUAGAGUUAAAACAAAGUGAGACAACUGUGACAAAAGAGCAAGAUAACAGUAGAGUAAACACAAUGUGAAACAAAAUUGUUUUGAAAGUUGUUUAUUAUAAAUGGUCUAAAUCAAAAUAAAUGCUAGUUGUCCAUGACUACUUAAUAUGCAAAAUAGUAAAUUAUUGAUGCCAGACUA